Messenger RNA from Hydra vulgaris (swiftwater hydra), 792 nucleotides. RefSeq lists its product as uncharacterized. Gene Ontology annotation, molecular function: DNA binding. NCBI's taxonomy places the organism in Eukaryota, Metazoa, Cnidaria, Hydrozoa, Anthoathecata, Hydridae. The record is from RefSeq and is a predicted model, not a curated record. Gene Ontology annotation, cellular component: nucleus.
AUGCAAGUGUUGACACAAGAGCUUCAUCUUGAACUCUGUAGCUACUUGCAAAGAGCUUCAGAUAUUUACUUUGGCCUUACACCAAAAGAUGUUAGGAAACUAGCAUAUCAAUUAGCAGAUGCUAAUAAAUUGGCUAUGCCAAAAUCAUGGAUGGAAAAUCAUUGUGCUGGGAGAGAUUGGUUUACGUCUUUCCUACAAAAAAAUCCAACAUUGUCUUUAAGAGCUUCAGAGGCCAAAAGCAUUGCACGUGCCAUAAGUGUUCAACGUCAUCAAUUCACACCAGCAGAUAUUUGGAACAUGGACGAAACAGGGGUAACUAUAGUUCAAAAGCCUGAUAAAGUGAUCUCAAGAAAGGGCCAAAAGCAAGUUGGAGCAAUAACCUCAGCAGAAAGAGGUGCUUUAGUUACCUUGGCAUGUGCUGCCUCUGCUAUCGGUAACAGUAUUCCACCUUUUUUCGUAUUUCCGAGAGUCAAUUUUAGGGACCACUGUUUAACUUCUGCACCACCUGGCAGUGAUGGGGACGCAAAUCCAUCUGGUUGGAUGAAGGAAGACACUUUUUGUAAAUUUCUUACUCAUUUUGUAAAGAAUGCACGGCCUUCAAAGGAGCAUCCAGUUUUGCUACUGGUUGACAAUCACUUUUCGCACUUGUCAUUGAAUGCACUAGACUAUGCGACAGCAAAUGGAAUUAUUAUGUUAAGUUUUCCACCCCAUUGCACCCACAAGUUGCAACCACUAGAUAGAACAGUCAAUGGCCCUUUUAAAAAGGCUGUAAAUACAGCCAUCAACAGUUAG